Molecule: messenger RNA, 1422 nt
Organism: Eptesicus fuscus (big brown bat)
Lineage: Eukaryota; Metazoa; Chordata; Mammalia; Chiroptera; Vespertilionidae
Product: E3 ubiquitin-protein ligase NRDP1-like
Exons: 2
Coding region: 141-1094 (317 amino acids)
Biological process (GO): protein polyubiquitination; ubiquitin-dependent protein catabolic process
Molecular function (GO): ubiquitin protein ligase activity
Source: RefSeq, a predicted model, not a curated record
AGAUGGAGAAUCGCCAACAAGGUCGGUUCCCGGAAGCGUCGCCGGAGUGGCACUGAGGGGAGGCAUUGGGGGCUGGAGGCUUGUGAACAGGGAACCUGCCCCCCCAGCACUCGGAAGGGCCUGCGUGCCAGUGAUGAGACAUGGGGUACGAUGUCACCCGCUUCCAGGGGGAUGUUGACGAGGAUCUGAUCUGUCCGAUUUGCGGCGGCGUCUUGGAGGAACCAGUGCAGGCCCCUCACUGCGAGCAUGCCUUCUGCAACGCCUGCAUCACCCAGUGGUUCUCCCAGCAGCAGACGUGCCCGGUGGACCGCAGCGCCGUGACGGUUGCCCACCUGAGCCCAGUCCCUCGGAUCAUGCAGAACAUGCUGUCCAAGCUGCGGAUCGCCUGCGACAACGCCGUCUUCGGCUGCAGGGCUGUGGUCCGGCUUGACAACCUCAGGUCGCACCUCAGCGACUGUGAGCACAACCCAAGGCGGCCUGUGACCUGCGAGCAGGGCGACGGCCUGGAGAUGCCCAGAGAGGAGCUGCCGAACCACCACUGCAUCACGCACCUGCGCGCCGUGGUCCAGCAGCAGCAGGCGCGCCUGGCGGAGCUGGAGAAGACCUCGGCCGACCACGCGCACCAGCUGGCGGAGCAGAAGCGAGCCAUCCGGCAGCUGAAGGCACACCUGGCCGCAGCGCACAGUGCCCACCCCGACCUGCAGCGCCUGCAGGAGCCCCGUGAGGACAGCGAGGUCCUGCAGUGGGUGAGCUCCCUGCAGCCAGCCAGAGUGACCCGCUGGGGAGGGAUGAUCUCCACCCCGGAUGCUGGCCUCCAGGCUGUCAUCGAGCGCUCCCUGCUGGACAGUGGCUGCCCUGCCUCCGUGGUCAGCGAGCUGAUCGAAAACGCCCACGAGCGGAGCUGGCCCCAGGGUCUGGCCACGCUGGAGACGAGACAGAUGAACCGGCGGUGCUAUAAGAACUACGUGGCCAAGCGCAUCCCUGGCAAGCAGGCUGUGGUGGUGAUGGCCUGUGAGAACCAGCACAUGGGCGAUGACAUGGUGCAGGAGCCGGGCCUGGUCAUGAUCUUUUCGCAUGGCGUGGAGGAGAUGUAGGUCUCGGCGGGCUGUCCGGAGCCUGUCAGGGUCUGCCUCUGCCUCAAAUUCCACGCCCUUGUGCUCCUGGGGUCUGACAACUUUCCACAGAAGAUACGCAUGCACCUCUCUCCCGUGUUCCAUCUUUGCUUUGGAAUCUGGGAUUCCAUCGUAGGCAGGGAAGCCCCCACCCCAUCCCAUGCCUCCUAACCAAAGAAGCAAAUGUGAAGGACACCUGGACCCACCGACUGCCUGCUGUGCUUGUCAAACCUCCAUACGCCCUUUUGUAGGCACUUGCUGCCACCUCUUCCCUGUCGUGAGAAAAAGAAAAUAUUCUUUUCCCUGAAUA